CUUGUACUAAUUGUGGUACUACUACUACUCCUUUAUGGAGGAGAGCUCCUAGCGGUGAGACAAUCUGUAAUGCUUGCGGUCUUUAUCUAAAAGCUCGUAAUACUGUCCGUCCUCCUUGGCUAAAACGUGGAAAUAGUUCUUGUGAUGGUUGUCCUGCUUUUAAUCAACAUCAGGUUAAUCGUCAAGCCUUAACUUGUGCUAAUUGCGGUACUAAUACCACUCCUCUGAAAGUUCAUCAUCAUAUUCGUAAAUCUUGCAUUGCGCAAAAUAACAACUGUAGCAACAACAAUCUUAAUCUUAAUGCAAACAUCAUUAACUCACCUCCUACACCUCCCACAACUUUAUCUGAUUACAAUUCUUCUGAAGAUGAUAAUUCUUCUCUUGAUGAUGAUGGUUUACUCAAAAAAAAUAAUACCUUCACUAAUAACAAUGUUCAUAAAAGAAAAGUUACUGAUCUUAUUAACUCUAAUAAACGGCAUU
Entrophospora sp. SA101 is the source of this 480-nucleotide messenger RNA. The record is from the annotation of a GenBank genome assembly. Lineage: Eukaryota; Fungi; Glomeromycota; Glomeromycetes; Entrophosporales; Entrophosporaceae.